Venturia canescens is the source of this 3176-nucleotide messenger RNA. RefSeq names its product Ligand-gated chloride channel homolog 3 (gene Lcch3). The transcript has 10 exons. Gene Ontology annotation, cellular component: neuron projection; synapse; plasma membrane. Bases 726 to 2237 code for a protein of 503 amino acids. Gene Ontology annotation, molecular function: chloride channel activity; GABA-A receptor activity; neurotransmitter receptor activity. The record is from RefSeq and is a predicted model, not a curated record. Gene Ontology annotation, biological process: signal transduction; nervous system process; chloride transmembrane transport. Lineage: Eukaryota; Metazoa; Arthropoda; Insecta; Hymenoptera; Ichneumonidae.
UACAUCGACUCUGCGCUCUUGAGCGAGCCUGGGUUCUCGCCGAGAUUAUUAUUUCGAGGAAAACAGUCGAAAUGUCACCGGUCGCGAUUCUCCACGGGCCAAAUAUCCGCUUUUUACCGCAUUUCUAACUCCGUGCUCGACCGCCUACGUGUUAUGUGUAAGCACAUACGUGCCUCCACGUACAUACGCAGACACACAUGUGACACUUGGAAUUGUCAGCUCCGACCUCGUCAGUCGCGCGUUCUGUGAUAUCGUUCUCUCGUAUUUGUGCUACGCGAGUGAUUUUAUUCAUGCACGAUCGAGUCCUCGCUCCGAUGAAAAAAUGCUUCGACUCUCGUCGCCUCGACACUCGCCGCUCCACGUACGAACAAAAUUCUCCUUCGAAUCUUCUCCCAUGCCACGCAGAACGGUGAAAAUACAUCGUUCCUCCCGUCGGUAUCGAGAAAACGAACGACCUUAAUAGAUUCGCGGAUUCACCGAGGGCGGAAUAGCAGCCGGGACACGAGGAACGAAUGUUCGGGGAUUCCUGUCACAAGGCUCCUUCGAAGAUCACCCCUUCCGAAUUCAACGUUCCCAGCUCGACAACGUGACAUUUCGUACUCGUUCGUCAGCCAGAAAGUUAACGUUUUGAGAUGUCGAGGCGCGAGAUUGGCGCACGAAGGUCCAUUGAGAUGAGGAUAUCGAGUGUUGCUGAGUGACGCAACCGCGGAAAUACGUCAGUGAUAAUGGGUGGUAGGAUGUCGUCGUCCCUCGCCGAAUUUAUCCUGACGGCUCUGCUCGUCCAUUUGGGUCACCUCACCGCAUGGGGUUAUCUCGAUUCCGGUGGCACGGCGAUGUCGGAUCGACUGGAAAAUGUGACGCAAACGAUCUCGCGAAUCCUCGACGGCUACGACAUUCGUCUCCGUCCGAAUUUUGGUGUUGCAGGUGAACCAUUGCUGGUUGGUAUGGAUCUCACGAUCGCCAGUUUCGAUGCAAUAUCGGAAGUAAAUAUGGACUACACGAUAACGAUGUACUUGAAUCAGUACUGGAAAGACGAGAGACUGGCAUUUUCCCACGAGGAGGAAGUUCUCACCUUGAGCGGUGACUUCGCCGAGAAGAUUUGGGUCCCGGACACCUUUUUCGCGAACGACAAAAACAGUUUUCUCCACGACGUGACCGAACGCAACAAACUCGUGAGACUUUCGGGCGACGGCUCUGUCACAUACGGAAUGAGAUUCACCACGACACUGGCGUGCAUGAUGGACCUUCAUUAUUACCCCUUGGACUCGCAGAAUUGCACGGUCGAAAUCGAAAGUUACGGUUACACAGUGCUCGACGUGGUCAUGUAUUGGAAAGAAACGCCUGUUCGUGGCGUCGAGGAAGCCGAAUUACCACAAUUCACGAUAAUCGGUUACGAGACAAACGACCGAAAAGAACGACUGGCAACCGGCAUAUACCAGAGGCUCUCGCUGAGCUUCAAACUCCAGAGAAACAUCGGUUACUUCGUCUUUCAAACUUAUCUGCCAAGUAUACUUAUCGUGAUGUUGAGCUGGGUCAGCUUUUGGAUAAAUCACGAAGCGACCAGCGCGAGAGUCGCUCUUGGUAUCACAACGGUGCUUACGAUGACGACGAUAUCGACGGGCGUGAGAAGCUCCCUGCCACGCAUAAGCUACGUCAAGGCUAUUGACAUUUAUCUCGUAAUGUGCUUCGUUUUCGUAUUCGCGGCUCUUUUGGAGUACGCCGCGGUAAACUACACUUAUUGGGGAGCGAGAGCGAAAAAAAAGACGAAGAAGAAAGAGGGCGACGAGAAGAAAGCGACGACGCUCACGUCUGGGAGCAAAGCGAGUUCACCAUUUCCUGGAUCGACAGACGCCGAUAUAAUAGAAUUGCAAGAUCUCCGAAUGUCACCACUGCCGAGCAUCAGAAGCAGGUCCGGAAUCGCGAGUGGCUCGGGUAUGUCGAGUUCGUUAGGACUUCGGAACGAGCAGCAUCACGACCCAGCCAAAUUUCCGCCUAGCUUUAGAAUCGCGAGAACCGCCGGUUACAAUGUCCACGGUAGGAACAGCGGUCUGAGAUAUCGGGGACCGAGGCAAAAUAAGCCAAAGGUACUGCACGCGAUCCGUCGCGGAGCCUCGGUGCUCCGAGCCUCGAUGCCAAAGAUCAAGGACGUGAACGUGAUCGACAAAUAUUCGAGGAUCAUAUUUCCCGUGAGUUUUAUGCUCUUCAACGCGGUAUAUUGGAUCUUCUACGUGCUGUGAAGCGGGGGACGUCGAAAACUGAAGGAAAAGUCUCGUUGUUUACGGAAUUGAUGAUGAGAAUGAAAGAUUUUACGUGGCGGAGCUGUAGCUCGGGGGAGUCAAUAAAAAAAUAAGAAGGAAAUAAAGCCCGCAGUGAUCACGUUGAUCGUGGAUUCGGAAGAAUUUUCACGCGCCGGGUAUCGCGUCGAUUGAUAUCGCUGAUAUUAUUAAUUGAAAAGAAAAACAAACGAACGAACAAACUAUGAAAAAUGACAAAAAGAGAUAUAAAUAUUUGUAUUUAGUCGUUUUACGAUAAGGAUCGAGCGAGAAUCUGGCAAGCGUUUUAAUGAGAAAGUGAGUCAGUGAGAAUGAGACCGGACUCGAACGUAACAGCGUUACGAGAAGAAGAAAAAAAGCAUGCGAUAACGAGAAAUAACGAAGUCAGUUGAUUGCAACGUCUCAAUAAGUCUUGUAUUAACUUUAAGGUGUAAUAAACGGUGACGUAUCUCGUUGACGUACGUCACACGUGUGUAUGUUGUCGAAAGUACUGAAAACUCAAAUGUAAAUGAAAAUGAUAAAGAAAAAACCCAAGCUGCCAAGAAACUCGAACGAUGAGACGUUUUACAAUAAUACGCGAACACGUUAUGACAACGUCCAUCCAAACUCAUCAUGUUAAAAGACAAAAAAGCUAAGACAAAAUCAAAUUCACCGAGUAACCGGUUCUGUUCAUCUUUAUUAUCAUUAUGAUUGUUAUUAUUAUUGUGAUUACACUAUCGUCGAAGGCUAAGUCUAAUCUCGUAGAAACGUAAGAGAUCAAUAAUUACGUUUAAUAUUCAGUAUGAAUAUUCGCUAAUACCAUUCGAAAGACAAUAUGUUCCUAUAUCUUAAAUUUCGAAAGUUUUCUCUGUAAUAGUACAAGGGUGCAAUGAAAUAUAUACGCAAUAUUUGGGAACAUUCGAA